This is a messenger RNA of Dama dama (fallow deer), 1658 nucleotides long. RefSeq names its product small ubiquitin like modifier 3 (gene SUMO3). Gene Ontology annotation, molecular function: protein tag activity; ubiquitin-like protein ligase binding. The transcript is spliced from 4 exons. Gene Ontology annotation, cellular component: nucleus. Lineage: Eukaryota; Metazoa; Chordata; Mammalia; Artiodactyla; Cervidae. Bases 138 to 452 code for a protein of 104 amino acids. Gene Ontology annotation, biological process: protein sumoylation. The record is from RefSeq and is a predicted model, not a curated record.
GCGCCAGCCAACCUGCGCGCAGGGAUUUGGGGGCAAAGCGCGGCCCCGCGAGCAGUUGCGGCGGGAGAGCGGCGGGCCGAGAGCGUGAGUCGCUCGCCCGGGGCUGCCUGCUGUCCCGCUGCCCUCCGAGCGCAGCCAUGUCCGAGGAGAAACCCAAGGAGGGAGUGAAGACGGAGAACGACCACAUCAACCUGAAGGUGGCUGGGCAGGACGGCUCCGUGGUCCAGUUUAAGAUCAAGAGACACACGCCGCUCAGCAAGCUGAUGAAGGCCUACUGCGAGCGCCAGGGCUUGUCAAUGAGACAGAUUCGAUUCAGGUUUGAUGGACAACCAAUUAAUGAAACAGACACCCCAGCACAGCUGGAGAUGGAAGACGAGGACACCAUCGACGUGUUCCAGCAGCAGACAGGGGGCUCCAGGGUGGCCAGCUGCCUUUCGGGGAGCGGCCUCUAGAGCCCCCAUCCCCUCGUGGCACCGUGCUGUGUUUGCUAUUGAACAGUGGACGUGUGGCCAAGCCCAUCAGCAGGGAGGCUCGGACACCGAGGACAUUCCCCAGAAGGACUUUGCUCUGAUGCACUUGAGUGCCACGGUGGUGAUGGUCCCCAGCCUCCCUAGGCCCACCACCUGGUACCUGUGUUUGGGUAAAAUGUGUGGUGAGGGACUUGGGCUUUGUUUUUACUUUUUCGUUUUUCCUCCCUCCUAUGACACUUUCUCCAAGCUUGUGGCCUGAAUGCCUGCUUUCUGUCUAGACGGGGCUCUCACUCCAGGUGUUGACCCCCCUCCUUCCAGUCAUGGAGAGAACUGUCACUACUCUGGGAGUGCUUCUGUGGGACGAAUUUUGGGGUCAUGGUUGGUAUGGGAGAUACACUUUCACUUACUGUUUCUUGCGGGCACAGGUUUUUUUAAUGCUAAAUAUUAGAAAUGUAAGCUUUGCCAGAAUAUAGUAAAGUUGAAGGGAAAAUACUGGAAUGUUUCUUAAAAGGUAAGACGUUCUUCAGUAACACGGCCCUGGGCGGGGUCUGGGGUCCCGGACCCAUUGCCACCAACUGCCGGUGACACUGCUUGGACACAACAAAAAUGGGCUUUUCCCCUUUUCUUAACAGAGAAGAAAGCAAGUCCCACACGUCUGCUGUGGUCACAGUGCCAGGGCCUCAGAUUUCCUCCAGUAUUUGCUUCUGAUGAGUAACAAUGGUCUGUAUGUAAACAAGGAAGAUAGAAUAUUGCUGAUUUUGCUGUUAUGUUUUUGUGUAAAAGAGCUGCUUCAAAGUGUGGCUACAAGUGAGAGAUGCCUCCGGGUUCUCCCCGAGGACCGUGCUCUGCUCCCCAAGUUGGUAUGGAGCUUACACGUUAUGUGUGAUUUCAGUUCUGUGCAUUUUGGGGUCUGUUUUGGUUAACCUCCGAUGGUUGUCCUGUUGCCCUUCCCUGCGGACUCACUCCUGUCUGACGGCCCCUGGCUGCCUAUUCAGGUCACCUGGGCAGGACAACCACCAUCAUCUCCUGCUCGCCUGAGACCUUGCUGGAGAAGUCUGCACUUCCUCUGUACCUUGCUGUUUGGGCACAGGCGGGGUGUCUGCGGCUCUUUUGUGUUUAUUCCCCAAUUUGUACAUUAUUUGUUGUCCUUUACUACUGUCAACAGUAAAUAUAGUUUGGUAUUCUGUC